Molecule: messenger RNA, 1963 nt
Organism: Elaeis guineensis (African oil palm)
Lineage: Eukaryota; Viridiplantae; Streptophyta; Magnoliopsida; Arecales; Arecaceae
Product: la-related protein 6B
Biological process (GO): RNA processing
Cellular component (GO): nucleus; ribonucleoprotein complex
Molecular function (GO): mRNA binding
Source: RefSeq, a predicted model, not a curated record
CCGAGAGUUCGACCCGACGCCGGCGUCCUCUCGAGUCGGUCUAUAAAUACUUCGCUCCAAACCCUCCCCAAAUUCCGAGCGUCCUCCCCGCUCUCCUUCGCUCCAACGGGCUCUCUAACAACCUUCUCGAAAUCCCUAGACAUGGCGCAAGAAACCCUAGAAACCCUCGAGGACUGGAUGGUCUCCGCCGUCGACCGGGCAGCGCAGGAGCCCGCCGGGCCCUCGCUCUCCCGCACCGCCUCCUCCAGCCGCGGCCUCAACGCCGACGCCCCCGAGUUCGUACCUCGGGCGCCGCCGCCGGGGCAGCACCCGCGGGUGGUGAAGAUCCGCCACGGGCCACCGCCACCCCCGGUGAUCCACGUCUUCCGCCCGCCGCCACCUCCGCCCCCGACGAUGAGCCCACCAUUCAUCUCUCCGGUGACGAACCAUGGACCGUUCGAGUACUUUGGGGGCGGCGGUGCCGUCGCGGGUGGAGGAUUUGGGGAGCAUGAGGCGGUUCAGGCGGCGGUUGAUGUGGAUCCUGUUCCUCCGCCGGGUUGGGAGGGGCUCCCUGAAGAGGUUAUCCAAAAGAUCACGAAGCAGGUGGAGUACUAUUUCAGUGAUCUAAAUUUAGCUACUACGGAGCACUUAAUGAGGUUCAUCAGUAGAGAUCCUGAAGGAUUUGUGCCAAUAUCAGUAAUUGCAUCUUUUAAGAAGAUCAAGGCCUUAGUCCAUAACAAUUCAUUGCUUGCUGCUGCGUUACAGACAUCAUCAAAACUCGUUGUUAGUGAUGAUGGAAAGAAAGUUAGACGCUUGCAUCCCUUCACUGAGGGAGAUGUUGAAGAAUUGCAGUCACGUAUCGUUGUUGCUGAAAAUCUACCCGAGGAUCAUUGCUACCAAAACCUUAUGAAGGUUUUUUCAGCUGUCGGGAGUGUGAAAACAAUUCGUACCUGCUAUCCUCAGAAUCCUAAUGGCAACCCCCAUGGCACAACUGCUGCAGUUAAUAGAUCAUCAAAACUGGAAAUGCUUUUCUAUAACAAGCUGCAUGCAUUUGUGGAGUAUGAGACUGUCGAGGAUGCUGAGAAAGCUGUCACAGAGCUUAUUGAUGAGAGAAAUUGGAGAAGUGGGCUUCGAGUUCGUAUACUAUCUAAAUGCAUGACAAAACACGGGCCAGGUCGAGGCAGAAAAAUAGGACAUGAAGGUGAUGGUACUGGAGAUGAAGAUGAAAUUGCCACAACUAAUCAGCCAAAUGAGAAGCAAGUGGAUGAUCCUUCUCAGUCAUUUGAGGACUCAAUGGAGCAUGUGGGUGAGGAGAAUUUCAAUGACAAGGAUGGCAUGGCAAGGCGCGGCAAGGGGCGUGGCCCUGGAGCAAGGGGGCGUGGACGGGCGCAAUACCACCAUAAUAACAACCGUAAUGGGGGCCAUGCUCUCGGCACCCCACCUUCAAGCCACCUAAUCCAUGCUGAUCAGCAGCUAGCGGUGGCUAGUAAGCAACCACCUGGGCCCCGCAUGCCGGAUGGUACAAGGGGAUUCUCAAUGGGACGAGGGAACCCACUUUGCCCCAUCAAUACAGAUUGAUGACCUUCAACGUUAGCUUGAUACCGCUGCUACUUCGUAUGGUAUGUUGGUUGGGGUGAUUUGGAUAAGAGGGUCUGGAGGGGUGACUAUCAGGUUGAUCAAUUGCAGUUGGCAUGGUGAGCUUGUGUGAUCUUUUAGACUUAAAUUGAUUUUUUUCUUCUUCUUCUUCUUUUGGAUCCUUGCUCCCAUUAGGGGAUUUUUUUGGGUGUCGUCGAAGACUGAUUUCAGUUUGUCCUCGUCACCUUGUUUCCCUUUUUUUUUUUCCUGCUUCUGAUGCUGUUUGGCGGUUAUCAUGUAAAAAUGAAAAGAAAGAAAAUAAAGGGUGAACUGGGAAAUGGAGACCGAUAAAUAAUAUCCUCUUGGAGAGUUGAUAUAUUUUAUGUGAAGAUUUAUUAUUUUAGCUAUA